GUCGCCUGCUACCGUAUCUGUCAAUGUUAGGUUUGUUAUCUGUCAAAAUUGUAUUGGUUAUUCAAUAUUGUUUUGAUUAUAGAGAACUAUAGUAUUCAGUUCUAACUAAGCGAGUCUAAAUAGUUAAAAUAUUAAGCGUUUGUGAAAUUAGUUUUUAAGUAAAUUACCAAAUACAUUUGCGACAUGAGGUCUUAUUAGAUCUUAGGGUGGGUUUGGUAAAUAUUGCUUCUUUGAAGUAAAACACAAUGAAUGGCCCAAGAUCUAGCUACAGGUCCCAUGGCAGCUCGUUGGACAGGUGGGCGGAACACCAAAACUCACACCGGAACAACUCUGCCGUGAGCAAGAUGCAGCACCACUUCUGGGUGACCAAACAGACAGUGUUCCGCAGGCUCGGGAAGAAGGAAGACGACUGUAUUGUGGCGAGCGAUGCAGAACUGGACGCCAAGUUGGAUCUUUUCUUGUCCAUACAGCAGUCCUGCAUGGUCCUACAGGGCAUACUCGAGGAGUACCAGAAGAAGAGCAACUCCCUGGCGUACGAAGAAAAUUCAAUGGGCAGGUUCCUGAAAGAGUCAUCGAAGCUGAACGAGAAGACAGAGGCAGGCAAGAUGAUGGCUGCUGUGGGGAAGACUCUCUCAACAACGGGGCAGCAGCGGCUUUCUUUUCAAGAUCCCCUCCGUGGAUUGCAGAAGAAAGUCGAAUCCUUCAGAUUGCACGCAAUCGCGGACACGCUCCAGACAAUAGAGGAGAUGGAGAAGACCAGGACCAAGUACAGAGCAGGACUCAACUGGAUGAAAGACCUGUCCAAGCAGCUGGACCCGGAGAAUCACCGGAUGAUGGACAAAUACAGGAGGGUUCAGGAACACGUGAAGCAGAGUCGUGUGGAUUUUGAGCGUCAGAAGCUGGACUGUCUGCAGAAGGUGGACUUGCUUGCUGCGGCGAGAUGUAACAUGUUCUCACGAGAACUGAUACAGUACGAGAACACACUGAAGACAUUCGCGUCCAAGUGUGUCAACAUGUUCUCCAAUAUAUCUGCAACAUUCCCGAGCCACCCACAUUACAAGUUUACCGAUGUAAAGGAGUUAGCAGAAGAGGCGCCUGCAAAACCAGAAAAAGACGAUAGUGACGAUAAGUUGUUGGCUGUGGAUGACCUCAUCGAAGCAGAUACACUGAAACAGCAGGAGGAGGGGAAGGGGGAGGGAAAUCCAGCAGCUGUGUCUAGCAGCAGAGAAGACACCGGAGAGGGGGUGCUGCUAGCAGAUCUGCUGACAGACGCCAUGCCAGACAAUCAGCUGCUGCCCUCUCAGCUGCUGGCGCAGCUCUCGGCUGACAUGCCUCUCUCCCUCUCUCUGGCCUCACAGUAUCCCUUGCCCUCAGCACCAUCACAACUCCCUCUGCUGAAGUCAGGGCUGAACCAAGAUCAGCUGAAAAUCCCUCCAAAAAAUUUAGAUCAGUCCCCUAACAAACCUUGGUUUGACUUAUUUGCCGAGUUGGAUCCGUUAUCGGACCCUGACGCAGUCGACAAGACUACACCAAAGGAAGACCGUAACUGCUAACACCCUGUUGUACUUAUCUCCUCGAUUUCACUUCAGAUACCUAUUGUGUUUUGGGCUACCAAUAUUUAUUUAAAAUAAUAUAUUCUUCGUUUAGUAUUAUUAUUUAAUGUUGUUUGUUGAAGAUUACUUAUAGGCACUGUAUUUAAAUAUUUAUGACUGUUGUAAAUUUUACAUGUAAGCUUGAAUGAUACCGAGCAAAAAAUAACUGUACUGAAAUUAUUUAAUGUUUUUUUUGGCUUUUUAGUUCAAGUUCUCUAAAUACUGUUGAUUUAUCAAACACCACUUAUACAAACGUUUAUAUUAUUGGCUUUUUAUAAAAUUACACAUGAAUAAGACUAAGCAAUGUGCUUUAUUCACUUUGUCACAGAAAUAGUUUUUUUUUUAUAUUUAGGGUAAACAUCAUACCAGAAAUUUGAGUUCACAAUUCGUCCAUCAAAUGUAUAUUACCUCCUUUUAGAUUUAGAUAAGACAAUAACAGUAUUUUUCCAAAGAAAAUAUGUGUUAGAAUUGACAUUUCUGAAUGUGUACUUAUUUAUCACGUAAAUUAGUCUAAGUUUAGCUCCACUUUUGUUUAAUGUUCCAAGAGUUAGCCUAUUCAUUAAAUUCACUGCUGUUGUAAUUUUUAGUUUAAGUUGGUGAAAAAAAACAAAGUAAAACCCCGGUUAACCAAAAUAAAAGGGGUACAGACGAUUCAGAAAUUUUUGGGUUAAUCCAGUUAAAUAUAAAAAUAACCUAUUAGAAUGGGUGCGGAGCAGGAGGGAGAUGACUCACAGCAGCCGUUUGUUGGCUGACAGACUCAACAUGGUGGGCGCUGACUCAGCGAAGUUCAGCAUCGGUUGGUGUGGGUGAAUAAUCACAAGGUCACUUCUUUAUUUACCCAGCCAGUUCCUAUAGUGUUGCAUUAAGCAGGGUUGGCGCAGUGUUCUGCUGUUGAAUAUAAACUAUUUUGUUUGGUUAUAUAUAUAAUAUAUAAGGAACCAUUUCAGUUGGCCGGGGUUUCGGAUUUUAAAUGAUCACAAAUUUUUGUUCAAUUGAAAGUUUGUGCGGAAAUGUUAAAUUAUUUAUCUUAGAAAAUUCUAGAACAGGAAUAUUUUUUAAUUUAUCAGAAGCAGAUAAUAUUAAUGUAUUAUUUUUGUACAUUGCUCCCCUCAGUGGAAAUGCUUCUUUGAAAAAACACCAUCACUGCUGCAUCUCCCCUUCGUAGAGCACCUUUUGAAGUUCAAACACUUGAGGAUGAAACUAGAUUUUAGAGUAUGCAAAAAAUUACCAAUACAUGAAGAAAGAUAAUGCCUCAAAUAUGUUGGUGGCAUAAUUUGUGCUGUAGGUAGUUUUCUUAUAAUACACCAUUUUACUUUUAUUAUUGCAUAUCCGCAUUCAUAUUUGCCAUUUUUCUGUCAUGAGGAAUCAAUCGAUUAGAACAUCUUUGAGACGACCAGUACAGGAACAAGUUUAGGAAAUUUUUUGACAAAUGAGAACAGGUUUGAGAGAACCUUUGAGAGAAGAGAUUUCGCCACAUUUUCUAUACUCAUCCUCUUGUUGUCUGGGUAUGAUGAUGGAACUUCCUUUCCAUUACAGAUUACGAUUUGAUUUGAAAAUGCCUCUCCUCUCCCAUACUGAUUCAAUAACUUCUGUAUUUCUCUGUCAGUCAGGAAAAAGGCGUGGAAUUGAUCGUCUUAAUAUUUCUCUAAUGAAAUGUUUAUAUCAGUGAUUCAUUGAAGACAAAAGGGGCACAGAUGUCCUUUUAGGAGUAAGUACAGGAUCCUAGAUUAUUUCCUCAGAUAAAAAAUAUCUUCCACUAAUUUGCAGAUUAUCAAAAGUUUUCGUCAGAUAAAUUUAAUCAAGAACAACAGCUGUGAUCGUCAUUAUCCACAGCAUGAUCUUUGUAAAACAUAUUUUAUCCAAUUAAACUUUUGGGUUCUUGUGAGAAAACUAUCUUUAACUGUCCGUGGAAUGUGGUAAAGCUUGUAAGUUGGGAUUGACAUCACAGCUUAACUUAUCGCAGUUCACUCUAAAAGCAAAUAUUAUCUACUGCAAAAGUCAUCUACCCUAGUAGACUAGACCUAUCCCCCAGUGUCAUGCAUUUGCGGUUAGUGAUGUGCCGCUCCUGGACAUUCAUCGAGAUGCCCAGAUUGAAGUGAUAUUGGUUUUUGCUGCACCUUGUAUAACUUUUGCUCACAGAUAUAAACCGGUAGCGGUAUAUUGAAUUACAAGGUAAUCACAAAUAGCAGAUGCAAAAUCAUAAUGUUAGGAAUCAAAGCACAAGUGAAUGCACCUGCGAUUUAUCAGGAUAUUUGUCGACUACCUAGACACUAGCUUUAAGAGUACAAAGAAUGAAAUAGUUGUGGUGGAACAGCUCUGACAAAGGUGGUAGUGGAAUUCUCAUGAUGUUGGAAGGCGUCCAACGUAGGAUGGAAAAUCGUUAAGAUUCAGUUGGUCAUUGAAUGCAAUAAUUUUUAUUGGCAUUUUUAGUUAAAAUUAUAUCUCUUUCUGACUUCUAACCCUUUGAAUCCCACAGUCCCACUGGCAGUAAUAACCCUCUUUGUUCAGGUAUUUUGUAAAAAAAUUUUGUUUUUUUAUCCUCGCAAAAAUAUAACUACUACACUCCUUGCCAAUGUCACUUAAAGUCGGUAAAUCUGAAAGUUAAGAUCCUUUGAAAGGUAUUCUGCCAAUAUAUCUUAAUUGAGAACUAGUUCCUAAUGUGAAGACAAAGUAUUUCUUUAGAGACAAUUAACACCUGGUGAAAGCUUCAAAAUAUAUAAUUACAGAGUGAUUGUGAAUACGCAAAAAAAUCAUCUACACUAGAAAAAUUCACAACUCUUCACGAACCAUUCCAAAUCCAACACAUUCCAAUAUUCCACAGUGUUAAUUAAAUUUUGCACUGCUCCCGUAUUACAUAAAAGCCAAUGUAGAACGUAAAGUGUAAUUCAUUACAUUUACAAUUUCCUCCAGCUUCAUUGCGUUCUUCACUAAAUUAUGUUUUAAUUCAAUUGAGUGUAUAGAUAAGAUUAUUACAUUUUUAAUGCUGAGUUAAUAUAAAAACCAAAUGUUAAAUUUCUUGCCCUCCGUGUGAUCUCUUUACAUUCCAAAAGACAUUAAUUUUAGUUGCGUUGUUUGUACUUAUCUAAGCAAGUAUUAUUUUUAAUUUGUUGAUUGUUAAAAUAUGUAUUUGUGAUAUGGAAAGUAAAGGAGUGGCCAGUUCUUGUUGAAGAAUUUUUAUUUGUUAUUAUAAAAUUAACCAUUAAAUUGAAAACGAGUAAUUUAUAAAAAUUCUAAUGUUUGUGAAUCAAAAUACAUGUGAGAUUGCGCAUACCCGCUGCUUCAAUAUGUUUUAAUAAUAUUUGUUAAAGCCCAACUGGACAGAGUAAGUCUAAGUAUUUCUAACUUUUUUUUCAAUAGUUUACUUGUAUUGAAUGAAGAUUUUUAACUUCUGAGAUGAAGCCUCUUUUUUACUAUCCACGUCACACUCAGAGAAUUUCUAAAGUAAUAUUAAGGCCUAAUGUAGUUGUGUCUAAUGUCAUUUUAGCAGUAAGUUUAUUAUAUUGCGUUUGGAAUAAAAUUAGUUUGGAUAUGAAUCUUUGCCAAUUAAUUCAAAUAACUGUAACAAUUUACAGAAGUUCAAAAAAUAUUUUUGAUUUAUUAUGGAUAAGAGUAAACAAGAUUGUUGUAAAUUGAGUUUAAGAGAAAACGUACUCUUAAUAACGUAAUUGAUUGGAAUAAUUAAAAAUAAUUAAAUUUGGACUUGUACUUAAAAACUAAUUUAAUGGCUGCAUUGAUUCAAAUUUUUAAUUAAAAUUAAUUUCAAUGGCAGCUAUAUCUGAAGAAACAAAAUUUUGAAAUUUGAUUAGCUAUUGCUUUUUAUUUAAAAUAAAAGUUACCAGUUAAAAUCAACCAAAGAUUAUCUGAAAGAGUUGAGCCUUUGUUGCUAGUCUUGCAUUUACCAUAAAAAAAUAAUUAUAGAUCAUUUUUAUUUUAGUUUUAUUUUUGGGUACACUUUGUUUGUCUGUUUCACAAAAUGUAUAAAAUAAAUAAAGGAUUUACUUACUUAA
This is a messenger RNA of Homalodisca vitripennis (glassy-winged sharpshooter), 5599 nucleotides long. RefSeq names its product islet cell autoantigen 1-like protein (gene ICA69). Gene Ontology annotation, cellular component: Golgi apparatus. Lineage: Eukaryota; Metazoa; Arthropoda; Insecta; Hemiptera; Cicadellidae. Gene Ontology annotation, biological process: regulation of transport. The coding region runs from base 246 to 1553 and encodes 435 amino acids. The record is from RefSeq and is a predicted model, not a curated record. Gene Ontology annotation, molecular function: protein domain specific binding. The transcript has 9 exons.